Molecule: messenger RNA, 4925 nt
Organism: Micropterus salmoides (largemouth bass)
Lineage: Eukaryota; Metazoa; Chordata; Actinopteri; Centrarchiformes; Centrarchidae
Gene: bin1a
Product: myc box-dependent-interacting protein 1
Exons: 20
Coding region: 235-2133 (632 amino acids)
Cellular component (GO): plasma membrane; cytoplasm; synaptic vesicle
Molecular function (GO): phospholipid binding; tau protein binding
Source: RefSeq, a predicted model, not a curated record
CCUCCUCUGUCACGGACGCGCACACAGCAGCUCAAUAUUUGAGAAUAUAGCUUAGCUCUCUGCACACACAUCUUCCUAAAGCUACACCAUAGCAUCACAUAAUUACAUUAAUCACCAUUAUUUCUCCACUGGACAUUGAUGCAUUUACCUCAACGGUCGCCGUAGCGGUCCAUCCGAUCGUUAUUGCUUUUAUUUCCUUCCUUUCCGCAUCCAAAGAGUAAUCUACGCUACAAGAUGGCUGAGUUGAAUUUGGGGAAGGGUCUGACUGCAGGGAAAGUGGCCAGCAACGUUCAGAAAAAACUAACGAGAGCCCAGGAGAAGGUUCUUCAGAAGCUUGGCAAAGCCGAUGAGACCAAAGAUGUUGCUUUUGAGGAGGGAGUGAUCAACUUCAACAAACAAUAUGCUGAAGGCAGCAAACUCCAAAGGGACCUUAGGGCGUACCUGGAGGCAGUGAAAGCCAUGCACGAGUCCUCCAAGAAUGUGCAGGCAUGUUUGGCUGACAUGUAUGAGCCGGACUGGUACGGGAAGAAUGAAGUGGAUUCCAUUGUGGAGGACUGUGAUGUGCUGUGGACUGACUACCACCAAAAAUUGGUCGACCACGCUCUCAUCUCGAUGGAUACCUACCUGGGUCAGUUCCCUGAUAUCAAGGCACGCAUUGCUAAAAGGGACAGGAAGCUGGUCGAUUACGAUAGUGCAAGGCACAACUAUGCCACCACACACAAGACCAAGAAAAAGGACGGGGGCAUUAAAAUUACCAAGCCCUCCUCUUUGUUGGAGAGGGCCACUCCAGGUUGGGCUCAAGGUAUCCUGUCUGCACACAAUGUUGCCCAAAGCAGUCUGUCCAGGAGUCAGGCUGAAGAAGAGUUGGAGAGAGCCCAGAAGGUGUUUGAGGAGAUUAAUAUUGACUUGCAAGAGGAGUUGCCAUCACUGUGGAACAGUCGUGUUGGGUUUUAUGUCAGCACCUUCCAGAGUUUGGCCGGUUUUGAGGAGAAGUUUCACAAGGAAAUUAGCCGGUUGGAUCAGGAUUUGUAUGACAUCUUGGAGAAAUUAGAGAGAGAAGGCACAAGCAGAAAGACAGGUAACAGCGGCGCAUCAUCAUCAGGAACAAAUAGGAGUGGAAAAGAAGCAUCUAACCACACUCUUAGGCCAGGAGGACCACCGCCAAUACCCAAAUCGCCAUCCAAGCUAAGGCCGGCAGUGCCUCCUCCACCCAAAGUGACCCCAUCUAAGGAGUUGAAAACAGAGAACAUCAUCAACCUGUUUGAUGCUGCGGCUGCUCCUGAUAUCAGCAUCACGUCCCCUACAGAGUUUGACAGUCACGCAGUGAGCAGCCUGUUGGACAUGGACCUGGACCCAUUCAGUGCAGCAACCAAAGCCUCCGCGGUCACACAGCCUGAAAAUUGGGACUCAUGGCAUGAGGACAGUGGUGCCCAGGAAGAGGACACCCUGCGGCACUAUGACCCUGUGGCUGCUGCUACAGAUGCCUGGGGGGAUGAUGGUUCGCAGCCUGUCCGCUAUGACCCUAUAGCAGCUGCCACAGAGGGCUGGGGGGAUGACGGAACCAAACCAGUUUGCAUUGACCCUGUGGCUCAGGAAGGAGGGGGGGAUGAUGAGAGCCAGCAAGUUCAUUAUGACUCCGUGGCUCAAGCCCAGGAGGACUGGGGCGAUGACGGGGACCAGCCAGUCACAGAGGUGUCGCCCAUGGAGAAUGAAACACCUGCAGCUGAGGCUCCAGCUGACGCCGUUGAGGAAGAAGCCGCACCAGCUGCCGCUACAUUGGAUUAUGAAGAGGGUCAGGGUGAAUCUGCAGCAGCUGCUGCAGCAACAGCAACAGAAGAACCAGCAACAGAGGAGACACCUGCAGUAGUGGCAGAAUCAACAGAAGUAGCAUCCCCGCCCGCAGAAAUGCCACCUGGCUUCUUGUUCAAGGUCCAGGUGAUGCAUGAUUAUGCUGCCAAUGACACAGACGAACUGGAGAUGAAGGCUGGUGAUGUGGUGCUAGUAGUCCUCUUUGACAACCCUGACGAACAGGAUGAGGGCUGGCUGAUGGGAAUGAAGCAGGACGACUGGUUGCAGAACAAAGAAAAUGCCGCUAAAGGAGUAUUCCCUGAAAAUUUCACCCAGAGGCUGUGAAAGUGGAGGACAGGAUGUCAUUCCAGCUUCCUUCUUUUUGUCUCUCUUCCUUUUGCCUCAAUCCUUCCUUCCCUCUCUUGCCCCGGGAUCUUUACUAGGACUUUGGCCAUAGAAGCAGAGCUGUCACAGCCCUGGUGGAAAUCAUGCACUUCUGAGGUCUGCUACGCUGUGCUAAAAGUGGAUCUUGGCAUUUCUGUGGAUUUCUGCCAACAUUUAAAAAUUACAGAUGUGGCCAUUUCACAGGUCCCACUCUUUACUGAUCAUAUCGGACAGAUGCAGGGAUGGGUUUCUCUGAAAUGGCUACCACUGCAAUUUAAAUUAAUUCAAAUGUUUUAUUCUUAGUCAUGUCUCAUAAACUCUUCAAGACAUAUUCCUCCACCAUAACAGAGAAAAUGUCUAUUGUGACAUGCUUUUGUUCAUCUGACACUGAGGGACUGAGAACAGUGUAAACAUUUUUAAAACAAUGCCAAGUGUAGCAGAGGAUCCAUUACAUAUACAUAAACCCGCAAAUCUGUUUAUAAAGGAUGAGGGGGCGUGAUUACUAACACUAACUAAGUAACAAGCUAAAAAAAAGUAGAACCCGCUCCUAGCUGGCAUCUUCACCCCAGUUAAACAGUGAAAAGACCACACAAGGUGCAGAAGUCUAACCAGUUAAACAGCACAUAAACAGUGAGGAAAUUUAAAUAAACAAAACAAAAUUACCAAUCUUCUCAACAACUGGGCUUGAAUUUAGUCCCUCGUAAAUGUUGCUGAGGCAGUUCUCUGGCCUCUCAAGCUCAGAGAUGUGAAAAAUCCCAGAAGUGGGUUGUUGAAAUAAAUUUCUAUAUUUGGCAAAAGUCCAUUUUAGCCACAUGUGUAGCCAUCAAGUGCCAUUUUCUUCUUUGGCAUGCAGAUUGUUUCCUCAACUGUGCCCGUUUGGUUAGUUUUGGUGGCUGGCUGCAAUUCUGACCACGUGUGUCAGUAAAGGUUAAGCAUUUCGGUUUUGCAGUCUAAUUAGUCCUGGGGUUCUGCUGCUGACGCAAUGCCUUUUGGACACAUCCAGCCCAUCUUUUAGUCGUACUUGAAUUAUUUACUUGUGAAACAUGGGCCCUUGGUUGUUGUAUUAGUUUAGGUUCAAUGGUGGUAUAAGUAGUAUGAUUCUGUUGUUGAAAUCCAAAUACAUGCAUGUGCAGUUAACUUUACCUGCAUAUGAGGUUCAAUAUAAACAUGUUUUGAAAAUCCAAACAGAAAUACUGAUCUCAGACUCCUAUAGAGUAGAAAAACACGACUGUUUUAAUUUUUGACCUUCGUGUUUUUUAUUCCUUGUUGUUUAAAGUUGUGUGAAGUUGUGUGGAGUGGGCAUGUAAAAAAAAUCUUCUCAAGGAUUUUUUUUUUCCACAAGGGAUUCCAAAUAUGCAUUAUUAAGGCUUGCUAAAAAGCUAGCCACCAAACUACAACAAUGAGACGCUGCUACUGGUAGUAUAAUAGACAGAUAUGGUUACACCGUAAUGUUAAUCAAACAUAUAAUCACUGAGCCAGCCUCAUUUGUUUAAAAAAAAAAUGUGCCGAAAACAAUUCCUUCCGUUUGCAUAGAGAUGACUUAACUCAAAUGCAGAUGAUUCCGAAUAUGCACCAGAGCAACUUCUUUUAUUUUUGUAUGCUGCCAAGCAACGAUUACAUAUAGCCUAAUGUAACUAUGUCAACAUAAUUGCCAACGUAGGAUGUUACAGAGUGUUUUGUACUUCUGUCAGGUUUACUGCUCUCAACACAGCCGCUUACUGUAGGUAGUGAAAACUAUCUCUCAUUCAGUCAUUCAUUCAGUCACUGACUCAAAAGAGAUUCACAUUUCUCAUGAUGUUAUUAACAUGUAAUAAGCGUGAGAGAAAAUGGUCAUGGUGUGCGAUUGUAUGUGUGUGUGUGGUUACGGGUUGUUUGGAAACAUAAAUUCUUUAUCUAUAGGCUAUUGUUAUUGGACGAUAUCACCACCACCUACCAGGGGAUGACGUCGUCUGUUUUACAGGAGGUUUUUCUGACUGGACAAAGGCAACUCAAAUGUAUUUGGGUCUUUUUCCACUGGCUGGUAUUAUGGUUCCAGGUGUUAUUGUGCAUUUGUUGUGUAUAAGUGUAAUUUUGACAAGCUGUGAUGACAGAUACAUAUUCUAUAAAGACAUUCAUAUCUGUAUGUGAGUUACUGUGUGCAUGCUGACUUCCCAUGUGUUGUUGUGUGAACACCCCUAAUUUAAGACAAUGAUACUUGAGGGACUUUUUGAGGCAGUUGAAGUUGAAACAGUCAGUUUCUUUUAUUUUUUAUUAUUUAUUUAUCUUAGUAAGGGGGUGGUGAGCAGCUACUUACUGUGUGUGUUUUCCACCGUUCUCCCUCUCAAAUCAGUCCUAAUUAUAAUUGCUGGUUGUUCGUCAGCCUUGCCUCAAAGUGUUGCCAGGGUAUCGUGGUCCAAACACAGUUAAACAUGAUUACACAGAGACAGGACAAAUAGAGAAAGAUUUCAAAACACCAGACUCAGUUGGACACUUUUUUUGUAAUGGUUUUCAGUAUUUUAACCACUUGAUUGAGACGUGCAUGAUUUUUUCAUGUGUAUUGAAAAAGCCUCACGUGAGAACAUCACCUGUACAUUUAGGUAAAGAAAUCACUUUCAUAUUUUUAUUUUCAGAUACAUGUAACUUGGUGAGAGUUUCACCUGGGUCUGGUUCUCUAUCUGUCUAUAUGGAUCAGUCUCCUGCGAUGAGCUAUGAGAUAUGACAAAAGGUAUUUCCUGUCCUUAACUGACCAAUAAUAAUAAAGAUUACUCAGAAUA